UAUAAUUUAUACGAGCCUCUUCUUCACUACCAACGAAGAGCGAAACCCUUCCUCCCCUCUCCCGUCCCCUCGCCUGAACCCUAGUUUAACUCCAUUGUUGGAACCAAAAAGAAAAAGAGAGAGAAAUAGAGGUGAAACCAUGGCGCCCAAGAAGAGGGUCGUGAGAACCGUUCGCAAAACCCCCGCCUCCAAAUCCAAAUCCAAACCCCAACCCCAAUCCCCAUCCCCUCCUCCUCCCGCCGCCGUUGAAACCCCCGUCUCCGCAGCCGCCGAACCAGUCCCGGCGCCGCCGCCUCAGGCCGCGGCCGUCGAAACCGCCGUCUCCGCCGCAGCCGAACCAUCCCCGGCGCCGGCUCCGCCGCCGGAGCCGUCGGAGCGCGAAGCCCCCGAAAAGGCCGCCAAAGAAGCCGACGCCUCGGAAGCCCCGCCUCCGGUGGCGGCGGAGCCAGCCCAGGAUGCGGCGGCGGGGAAGCGCUCCGCGAAGAAGGUCGUCCGGAAGGUCAUCAAGAAGAAGAUCGUCAAGAAGCUCGUUCCGAAGGCCUCGCUCGCCGCCAAGAGCGCGGCGGAAGCCCCAAAACCGGCGGAUUUGCCGGCGCCCGACGCCGCAGACGAAGCCCUAGCUGAGAAGCCGGAGCCUGAAAACCCUAAUCCCGAUGCCGCCCCUCAGCAACCUGAGAACGAGGAGGAGGCUCCGGAAGAUCAGGGCAAAGAGGAGAUGGAGGAGGCUCAGGGCAAUGAUGCGGAGGAGGCGGCCGAAGGAGCCGGGGACGAGGAGGCCGGGAUAACGGAGCGGCAGAAGCGGAGGAAAACGGAGAUAUUCAUAGGGGGAUUGGAUCGGGAUGCGAAGGAGGAGGACAUUAGGAAAGUGUUCGGCAAGGCGGGGGAGAUCAUGGAGGUGCGAAUGAUGAUGGAUGCGAAGACGGGGAAGAACAAGGGGUUCUGUUUCUUGAGGUACAAGGAGCCGGCUCAGGCUAAGAAGGCCGUCACCGAGUUAUCUAAAGUGGAGAUUUGUGGAAAGCUUUGUGGAGCUGCAACUCUUGAGGAAAAUGAUACGAUUUUUCUUGGAAAUAUUGACAAGAAAUGGAAGAAAGAAGAUGUCUUAAAGCUGCUGCAGGAAAUAGGCAUUGAAAAGAUUGACUCGGUCACAGUUAUGGCUGAUCCUAAUAAUCCAGAGUCAAAUCGUGGCUUUGCAUUUCUUGAACUUGAAACAAACAGAGAUGCACAACUUGCUUUCAAGAAGCUUCAAAAGAAAGAUGUAUUUGGUAAGGGACGAAAUAUCAAAGUUGCCUGGACAGAACCAUUGAAUGAUCCAGAUGACGAGGUGAUGCAGAAGGUGAAAUCUGUAUAUGUUGAAGGGAUACCAUCUUCUUGGGAUCAAGCUAAGCUGCGAGAAUUGUUUAAAAAGUUUGGGGAGAUUGAGAGAGUUGUUCUUUCCCGUGAUAUGCAUUCAGCUAAGAGGAAGGAUUUUGCGUUUGUUAACUAUGCUACUCGAGAGGCUGCUCUUUCAUGUAUCGAAUCAUUUGAGAAGGAAGAACUGACCGAUAAUGAAUCCAAGGUCAAUAUCAAAGUAUCGCUUGCUAAGCCCAUCCGGAAGGACAAGCAGAACAAAGGAUGGCCAAAGUCUAGCACUAAUGACAGAGAGAAAUCCAAGACAUUCCAACAUGACACGAAACCCAUUGUAUCUUCGAGCAAAGGGAUGUCUUCCAAGGGGGAUCAGCGUUUUAGUGGUAGGAAAUCAUCACCUACCCAUGAACUACUACAUGGUUUGAGGGAACAGGCUGCUUGGAAACCUGGUCAAGUAGGUUAUGGUAGAGACCAUGCCAUGCAAGAUUAUGGGCAUGCCUUACCAGGAGGAAAGCGACCCUUUUCCACAUUGGGAGAUGAUUCAUUCUAUCCCGAUACGAGGGGGUACUCUCGUCCUCGUUUCGAGAGUAAUUAUCCAGUAGCAAACUCGAGCUAUGGUGCGAUGCCCCACAGCGUUGGAGGAUCCUCCCACCCAUAUUAUAAUAGUCAAGGUGGAUAUGGACUUGGUGGUUAUUAUGGAGCACCAGAACGCCCGAGCAACUAUCAGAUGAGGCAAGGGCCGCCGCCACCUCCAUUCGGAAGCAGGCCAUACCCCAGAUAUUAACCGGAGUUUUGGAUCAAUUGUCACCCUGGUCUCUGCUACAGCAUCUGUUGGAUAUUCUGGAGUUGAACUCGAAGGAUGAUAAGGACACAGCGGUUUGAUCUCGAAGAAUUUCCUCUAAGUUGCCUUUGCCCUUCAUGCCGAUAGGGGGAAAUCGUCUCGCAGCCUCUCGUCGUCGCUUGAAACAAUCAUUAGGCGACAAUUUAUUUGCCCAGGUUAAAGUAAUCAGGUGAAUGUAAUUCCGUAAUGGCCUAACACUAAUAUAUGGUUGUUUUUAAAUGAAGAAGCCCUAUUUCUUUUUGAAGGAUAAGAAUCAUGGCAAUUGAAGAAGAGCUUAAGCUAUUCCCCUGUAGUUUAACAGCUUAGCGAUACCGAUUUGUUUAACUUCAACCCUUUUUGUUAUAUUAUGUCAUGUUGAUUUUGUAAUAUAUGCCAUGUUGUUUCACUUAUUUCCUUUUUACAUCGACUA
Molecule: messenger RNA, 2594 nt
Organism: Ananas comosus (pineapple)
Lineage: Eukaryota; Viridiplantae; Streptophyta; Magnoliopsida; Poales; Bromeliaceae
Product: heterogeneous nuclear ribonucleoprotein R-like
Exons: 13
Coding region: 140-2128 (662 amino acids)
Cellular component (GO): nucleus
Molecular function (GO): mRNA binding
Source: RefSeq, a predicted model, not a curated record